This is a messenger RNA of Merops nubicus (carmine bee-eater), 1615 nucleotides long. RefSeq names its product aminopeptidase-like 1 (gene NPEPL1). Gene Ontology annotation, biological process: proteolysis. The record is from RefSeq and is a predicted model, not a curated record. Gene Ontology annotation, cellular component: cytoplasm. Gene Ontology annotation, molecular function: manganese ion binding; metalloaminopeptidase activity. The annotation marks the transcript as partial. Lineage: Eukaryota; Metazoa; Chordata; Aves; Coraciiformes; Meropidae. The transcript is spliced from 11 exons.
AUGUGGCAGUCUGCUUUAAGCACUCUGAAUCCAAACCCCACCGACAGCUGUCCUCUCUACCUGAAUUACGCCACUGUGGCCGCUUUGCCUUCCAGGGUCAGCCGGCACAAUAGUCCCUCUGCAGCUCAGUUCAUCACCCGACUCGUUAGAAACUGCCUUCCGGGAGGUGUCAACAGAUGCAUUGUUAUGGUCUGUGAGCGGUCUGAAGUCUUCGCUUCGGCGUGUGCGCUGGCCAGAGCUUUCCCCCUGUUCACACACCGCUCCAGCGCCGCCAGGCGUGCCGAGAAGAAAACUGUCACCGUGGAGUUCUUCCUGGUGGGGCAGAACAACGGGCCGAUAGAAGUGACAACGCUUAAAUGUCUGGCAAGUGCUACAGAAGGAGUCAGGCUGGCUGCUCGAAUUGUGGACACCCCGUGCAAUGAGAUGAACACAGAUAACUUUCUGGAGGAAAUCAAAAAAGUUGCCAAGGAUCUUGGGAUUACUCCUACAAUUAUUCGAGAUGAGGAGCUGAAAGAGAGAGGAUUUGGAGGUAUCUAUGGAGUUGGCAAGGCAGCUCUGCAUCCUCCAGCACUAGCAGUUCUCAGCCACACUCCGGAUGGUGCUACGCAGACCAUUGCAUGGGUGGGCAAAGGUAUUGUGUAUGACACUGGAGGACUCAGCAUCAAGGGAAAGACUACUAUGCCUGGAAUGAAACGAGACUGUGGUGGAGCAGCUGCUAUUUUGGGUGCCUUCAAAGCCACUGUAAAGCAAGGGUUUAAAGACAAUCUUCAUGCUGUUUUUUGUUUGGCUGAGAAUGCAGUCGGACCACAUGCAACAAGACCUGAUGAUAUUCAUGUUCUUUACUCUGGAAAAACGGUGGAAAUCAAUAACACUGAUGCAGAAGGGAGGCUGAUACUGGCUGAUGGAGUAGCUUAUGCGUGCAAAGAUCUUGGAGCUGAUAUCAUCCUUGAUAUGGCCACUCUCACUGGAGCUCAGGGAAUUGCUACAGGGAAGUAUCAUGCUGCUGUCCUUACCAAUAAUGAAGAGUGGGAAAAGGCUUGUGUUAAAGCUGGCAGGAACUGUGGAGACUUAGUCCAUCCUCUUGUGUAUUGCCCUGAGCUCCACUUCAGUGAAUUUACCUCUGCUGUAGCUGAUAUGAAGAACUCUGUGGCAGACCGAGACAAUACUCCAAGUUCCUGUGCUGGGCUCUUCAUUGCCUCUCACAUUGGCUUCGACUGGCCUGGGGUCUGGGUCCAUGUAGAUAUUGCUGCACCAGUUCAUGCAGGUGAACGAGCUACUGGCUAUGGUGUGGCUUUGUUGCUGUCCCUGUUCGGAGGGGCGUCUGAAGACCCUCUGCUAAACAUGGUGUCCCCUCUUGGGUGCGACGGGGACUCUCCCACUGAGGACAUGGAGAGGGACUCCAAGAGGCGGCGCCUGGUGUGACGCGCCCCCGGCCCAACGUGACGGGGGCAUGGGUUACCUCACUUUGCACUGAUCCCUUCUCAAGCAAUGAAAAUGUCACACAUCAGAAAUUGCCAUUUUUUUUACUCUCAUGAUAAGAUUUCUUACUUGUUUCUGAUAAAACCAGCCUGAUUUCUUGGUGUUUUUUUUUAAAUUAUUGGUGCACACAGUUGCU